AUGUGGAACUUCGCUGACCAGACCAAGGAGGGACGCGGCCGGGACUUCAGCGGGAAGCAGCUGACUGAGGACUCGGAGCGGACCCCCGUGCUAGAGCCGUGUCCUCCGGCCGACGACUUCUCACGCAACAGAGCAGCCAAGCCCUUGGUGGAAUGGAACGAGGAACGCAUGUCUGUUCGGGUUCGCACCAAGGAGCUGCUCAAGUACCGGCCUGAAGCCCAGUAUAAGCCUAUUCCGAAUUUCUGCGAGGAAUGUACCGUCUACGCCAAGGCACGACAGGCUGCCGGCGACGAUGAUUUUGACUUCAUCACCUCCUCACUUUUCGCCGAGUCAGUCGAUGGAGAGGGCACUCUUCAGGUGUAUCAGAGCCUCUUCACCGCGGGAGUAAAGUCCGUAGGCAAGACUCUUGAGGCCAAGACCACAGCAUCCUCCAAGCCCAAAAGUGUCGGUGCCCAGCCUUCCAAGCCCGCCAUUUCGAAAACCAAGGGCAACUAUAAAGCACCCACUGUUGAGGAUGAAGCCAGUACCCCCUUCCAUCGGCGCCUCUCCAGAACACCAAGUCCCGUAAGCAAGAGAUCAAAAAUCGUAUCGGGUAGCAGCGGCUCGCGUGUUCGCUUCGACUCGCCGGACUCUUCAGACUCUUCGGAUUAUUCUGAAAGUGAUUCUGAGGGUGAUCCCGAUGAUGAUCCUGAGAGAUAUUAUUUUGAGAGAUAUUAUUCUGAGAGUGAUUCCGAGAGUGAUUCUGAGGGUGAUCCUGAGGGUGAUCCCAAUAACGACCCUAACGGAGAUUCUGAGAGUGAUUCUGAGAGUGAUUCUGAGAGCGAUGAUGAGAGCGAUGAUGAGAGUGCCUCUGAUUCUGGCUCGAGCUCUGGUUCCAGCUCCGACGAGGAAACUCCUGGGGAGGCGAACCGUGAUCAACUCGCUUUUGAGAACUCCAACGUACCAGCCCCUGUUCCUUCAGGCCAAUUCUUUGCCACGCACCAAGCUCAAGGCAACAGUGGCAAUGCGGCCGGUGGAUUUGAAGCUCCAAGACCCCGCGUAUUCUCCACCGGCACCUUUGGAGGCGAGUACCCAGAUGAAUCCUCUUCUAGAAUGCCCACGUACGGUGAUGGCUUCCUGGAGGCGGCAUGCCUAGAGGUGAUGUACCUUAUGGCACCAUCCUCACAACGCCGUUCCGGGAGAAAUGGAAAGGGCCCUGAAUCGGGCUAUUCCGGACAGCGAUACAAUUGGGCACCUCCUUAUAUGAAUGAGGAUGGAGAGGAAACCAGGUAUCCAUUUGACACCAGCUCGUUCGAAGCCUGGUCGAAGCAUACCAGGGCUUGGCCAUGGACUGGCAACGUGGAUGGGAAAAGUGCCUUUAACAACGAGAGACACACAUCCCAGUCCAUGGGCCAGGACUACGAUACCCGUCAGAACUACGAUACCCGUCAGGGCUACGAUGGCCGUCAGGACCACGCUGGCCGUCAGGACCACGAUGGUGGCCAGGACUACGAUGGCGGCCAGGACUACGAUGGCGGCCAGGACUACGAUGGUGGCCAGAACUAUGAUGGUGGCCAGAACUAUACUGGCGGCCAGGACUAUGAUGGUGGCCAGAACUAUACUAACGGCCAGGACUAUGAUGACGGUCAGGGCUACGACGGCCACAACGACUAUGGUUAUUUCAAUAGCUCAGAGGGGCCCUCGGAACAACACGGCCACGGCCACUACACUUCCGAGUACGGCACAUCGCACGGGGACUCGUACUACCCGCGGCAAGAUAUGCCGGACAAUGGCCGGCCCGCAUUUGGCAGGCCCAGAGACGAAUCACGGAUGGCCCUAGGACCUAUUAACACGCAAACGGCGAUCUCUACUUUUGUACGGGAUUCGGCCCAUAGCGAAGCCGGGUCCAGUGUUGGCGAGAUGCACUAG
Parascedosporium putredinis is the source of this 1908-nucleotide messenger RNA. The record is from the annotation of a GenBank genome assembly. Lineage: Eukaryota; Fungi; Ascomycota; Sordariomycetes; Microascales; Microascaceae.